Messenger RNA from Ooceraea biroi (clonal raider ant), 2280 nucleotides. It is a transcript of the gene Pgd, whose product is annotated as phosphogluconate dehydrogenase. Gene Ontology annotation, molecular function: NADP binding; phosphogluconate dehydrogenase (decarboxylating) activity. The record is from RefSeq and is a predicted model, not a curated record. Gene Ontology annotation, biological process: pentose-phosphate shunt. Lineage: Eukaryota; Metazoa; Arthropoda; Insecta; Hymenoptera; Formicidae.
UGAUUGACGGCGCUGUGUCUCAUUUUGAUAAACAGCUUCAAAGUUUUGCCAAUAGUGAAUUUCAUUUUUGAAAUUUGCAUUCUUUCAUUCAAGAAAAUGAUGAAAAUUUGAGUUUCUUUAUUCAAGACCGCAUAUUAAAUAAGCGCUUCGUAAGAAAAUCGCAAUAUUGCGUCAUUGAUGCAAUGUCGCUGCAUCGUUGUGGUUAACGAUGCGGUUAAUUUUGCUGAUAACAGAGUUAUGAACAACUACUAGCGGUAUGUGGCUUGAAAGCUUGAACAUGCUUGGACGCCCUGUAUGCCUAUUCUGUAACUCGUAUCGACAGUUUUCGCUAUCGUUAUGUAGCGACAGCCUAUGAGAGCCACGCUUUUCUCCAAGAUCGUCUUUGCCAUUAGCUGUCGCUAGUUAACGAUACCGAAAACUGUCGAUACGAGUUACAGAAUCGCCCUACUGGACACUAUGCACUGCCAUGGAUCAGUCAGUAGUGUCACGCGUUUAUGCGAUUGGUCAACGGAGCGUCAGCUGACGUUGCAACAAUAAGUCGACCGACACAUGUCCUUCGAGCAGUGAAAGGCGCGACCACUUGUUGCUUUACCUUAUUACCGUGAUACUGCAAAUUUUCUUUGAAUUGAAGUAAAUUGAUCGCAAAUAUGAGUACCCCAGUAGCGGAUAUUGCCCUCAUUGGCUUGGCAGUCAUGGGACAGAACUUAAUUCUGAAUAUGAACGAUCAUGGAUUCGUUGUAUGUGCGUACAAUCGUACUACAGACAAAGUAAAGUCUUUUCUUGAGAAUGAAGCAAAGGGUACAAAAGUUAUUGGAGCUUACAGCUUAAAGGAGAUGGUCAGUACUUUGAAGAGUCCAAGGAGGGUGAUGCUAUUAAUUAAAGCUGGUACAGCUGUGGAUGCCUUUAUCGAACAAUUAGUUCCUCUUCUUUCUCCUGGAGAUAUCAUUAUCGACGGUGGUAAUUCUGAAUAUCAAGAUACCGAGAGGCGUACCAAGGAUCUGGAACAGAAAGAGAUCCUGUUUGUGGGCAGUGGAGUCAGUGGAGGGGAGGAUGGUGCCAGAUACGGACCAUCCUUGAUGCCUGGAGGCAAUCCAAAAGCUUGGCCUCAUAUCAAACAGAUCUUCCAAUCGAUAUGCGCGAAAGCAAACGGCGAGCCAUGCUGCGAUUGGGUCGGCGAGACUGGCGCGGGACAUUUUGUCAAGAUGGUGCAUAACGGAAUCGAAUACGGCGACAUGCAAAUCAUAUGCGAGGCUUACCACUUGAUGCGAAGCGGCCUACAACUCACACAGGGGGAAAUGAGUACAGUGUUCGAUGAGUGGAACAAGAGCGAGCUGGACUCGUUUCUGAUCGAGAUUACGAGAGAUAUACUCAAGUACAAGGAUGAAAAAGGUUACUUGCUUGAGCGCAUCAAGGAUACCGCCGGUCAGAAGGGUACCGGCAAGUGGACGGCAAUCGCUGCGUUGGAUUAUGGCGUGCCAGUCACGCUGAUCGGCGAAUCGGUAUUCUCCAGAUGCCUGUCUGCGCUGAAAAACGAACGCGUGGAAGCGAGCGCGAUACUAUCGGGUCCGGAUUCGGUAUAUAAAGGAGACAAGAAACAGUUGAUCGAACAUUUAAGGAAAGCUCUAUACGCCGCAAAGAUUAUAUCGUACGCACAAGGCUUUAUGCUGCUGAGGGAAGCUGCGAAAAUUCACAAGUGGAACUUGAAUUAUGGCGGAAUAGCAUUGAUGUGGCGAGGUGGAUGUAUCAUAAGAAGCGCAUUCUUGGCAAAUAUAAAGUCGGCCUAUGACAAAAAUCCACAAUUGUCUAAUUUAUUAUUAGAUGAUUUCUUCGCUAAAGCUAUGGACGUGUGUCACAAGAGUGCUAGGAUAGUGGUAAGUACGGCGGUGACAUUGGGCAUACCGACUCCUGCGUUGUCGACGGCCUUGGCUUUCUAUGAUGGAUUUAGAACCGCUCGACUACCAGCGAAUCUACUUCAAGCCCAACGAGACUACUUUGGUGCCCAUACGUACGAAUUGCUCGGUCAAGAAGGGAAAUUCGUUCACACGAAUUGGACUGGACACGGCGGGAAAGUGUCCGCUUCCACGUACGACGCGUAAAUUUAAAGAAUCUUGCAGUAGUAACAUUACGACAUUGAAAAUGUACAAAGACGGGUUAAAAUAAUAAUGUGACAAUAUAAUGUGAUAAAUGCAUAUACUUUGAUACAUGUGAUAGCUGUGUAAUAUAUUUAAUAAUAUAACGAAUAAACGGUUUGUCAGAUUUCUAAAGGAUAGAAAUAUCAAA